UUCAGUUGUUCUUCUCCUCCGACUUGGAGCACUUAGGCACCCGCCAACACUCAAGAAUUGCAGAGAGGCGGUGAAAAAGGAUUUCCAAACCCACCCAAACAAACUGUCCUCAACCCUCAACUCUUCUUUUUCCUUCUUCAAAUUUUCUCCAGUCUCCCUCCCGCGUCCCCUUUGUUCCUCUUCUCCUGCCGCUUCAUUUUCUUCUUCUCCGCUGAUUUGCUCUCAAUCAGGCUCAGGGCUUGCGGUGAUAUCUGAUAACCACGCCUUUGAGACUUGAGCUGCUCGAGGCCUGCGAUCGCCGACGAGCUUGUGAGAAGGCUUACGGGUGGAUUUCAUGGAACCAAACAGAGUUUCAUGCUAUAACUUUCAAUCUGCUUAGGAGAAGAUAUUGAGUCUCAUAAUUGCAUUAUUCAGUCAGACGAUAUAAGCCUGCCAUAUUGGAUCGCAAACAUUAUACAUCCAAGAAAGAGGGUAACAGUUGGGUGAAAGAUGCUUCAGAUCCGGCUUAAGAGUGUUGCACCCCCAGAGGGUGCUGCAGGGGUAAAACCCUUGCCAGCGGAGACUGUGACAGUUGCAUGCCCUGACCACCUUGUCCUUGCUGAUCUUCCUGUCGCAAAGGGCAUUGGUGCUUCAACCAUUGCUUCAAUUGUCAAGACUGUAGGUCGCAGGUCCCGUCGCCAGCUUGGAGAACGGGUUCACUUUUGUGUUCGCUGUGAUUACCCAAUUGCUAUCUAUGGACGCCUGAGCCCUUGUGAGCAUGCCUUUUGUCUGGAUUGUGCUAGGAGUGACUCGAUCUGCUAUCUUUGUGAUGAACGCAUCCAGAAGAUCCAGACGAUCAAAUUGAUGGAGGGAAUCUUUAUUUGCGCAGCCCCUCACUGUCUGAAAUCUUUCCUGAAGAGGAGUGAAUUUGAAUCUCAUAUCCAUGAGAACCAUGCUUACCUUCUUCAGCCAAAUGCGGACAAAAUGGAUGGAAAUGAGUCAGAAGCUCGAAGUACCAAACAAGGUACAGUAUCGGAAUCCACUGGCCGUGCUCCACCAAGGCCAGUCUUUUCUCCUGGUUCAAAUUCCCAGCUCCAUGACCGUGAGGACAAAGCUCGUCUUCAACAAUCUAGAGAACAGUCACUUCCAAGGCCAGUCAUACAGCCCAACCCAGCCCCAGCUUUUGGGCAACUUCAGAAUAACCCAGCAGAUCUCAGUCGUCCCCCAGGCUUUGACAGGCCUAGUCCCCACAAUCUCUUCCAUCAACAAAGCUAUGAUUCAGUGGGUAAUACAAUGCAGGAAUCUGGCCAGUUUUCAGAUAAGCAGCAGACUCCCUUUUCUGAAUACCCACCCAUGCAUUCUAUUCAGCCCCCCAAUUAUGCAGUUCCCAUUAAUUCGAAUCAAGUGCGGAUGCCCCUUCCAUUUGCCUAUCCUUUUCCCGUUGAUGGAUCUCAACCAUUUUAUAAUGCUCCCUAUGAGAUUGCACGGCAGGAUUCAGCACCAGAUGUUGGACAAGAACAGGGGUCGUUAUUGGGUUUUCCCCCAGGUUCAGCGGGGAACAUGAAUUUCGCUGCUAGUUAUCCACAGUCUUGGAAUGCAGGACAGGCCGGGGUUCCUUUUGAAGCUGCACAAGGGGGUCAAGGAACUGCAGAUGGUUUCUCCAACUCCUCAGAGUCUCAAGGACAAGUUGCAUUUUAUCAAGGAGAAUACGGACGGAAUCCAGGGGGUAUGCCUUUCAAUCCUCAGCAUAUGACCAACAAAGCAAUGGAAGCAGUGCAGGGUGGAAAUUCUAUGGAUCCAAGAGAUGGCAAAGGUAUAUUAGCAUCACAGCCCAUGCCCCUUCCUCCGCCGCCUCCACCCCCACCUCACAUGUCACAGCUCAAUCGUCAGUUUUAUCAAGGUGAUACCGGUCGAGAUGGACAGGGGUAGGACUGGCAACAUGAGAACCCCGUGAUGACUAUGGUGGUGGCCAAGUCUAGAAAACAUUUCAUCUUUGUAAUUUCCCCCUUUUUUUUAACCCUCUGUGGAACUCGUUACGGUUAUUAUUUGGUCCAAAGCUCUCUUGAGUAUUUGUUUCGCUCCC
Prunus avium (sweet cherry) is the source of this 2062-nucleotide messenger RNA. The record is from RefSeq and is a predicted model, not a curated record. NCBI's taxonomy places the organism in Eukaryota, Viridiplantae, Streptophyta, Magnoliopsida, Rosales, Rosaceae.